Molecule: messenger RNA, 564 nt
Organism: Musca domestica (house fly)
Lineage: Eukaryota; Metazoa; Arthropoda; Insecta; Diptera; Muscidae
Exons: 2
Coding region: 58-522 (154 amino acids)
Source: RefSeq, a predicted model, not a curated record
GCAAGUUUACAUCACAGCGGUUCAACGAAAUAUACUUAAUUAAAAAUAAAAAAAAUAAUGCCAGACAAUUAUAAUAUUUUUUCCAAUUUGGAUAUUGUGGAAUGGCCGGAAUAUGUAUCAGAGCGCCAACUCGAAGGAGAGUAUCUUGAAAAGGCGGAGAAAAUUUUAGACAUGGCCUUGGUGACACUGGAAGCCUACGAUGGACCGCGCUACAUUGUUGACAAAGUCAUUGGGGCCACACGAAAGGCAAUUUAUUUUUAUGAAAUUAAUGCCGAUUUAAUAGAUUCGACAGAAGCAGUACACAAAUGCAACAUUAUGAUUUUAUAUGAACCAUGGAUGAAGGCCAAUUGUAUAGCCCAGGCAGUUUUUGAAUUUGCCAAUGCUGAGAAAGAAAAUAUGAUUGUCGUCAAACGUAAAGACGAAGUGCCAUAUUACAGAAGUCCAGAAAUAUUUGAUGGCAAUACAAUUACACAUGCGGUGUCCUAUAUACCCUUGAGAAAUAUUUAUAAAACUGUGACGUAGUAAUAGAGUUAAAUAAAAUAAAAACAAAUACAUACCAGUUAA